This is a messenger RNA of Aspergillus nidulans FGSC A4, 1171 nucleotides long. RefSeq names its product ATP synthase complex assembly protein ATP12. Gene Ontology annotation, biological process: proton-transporting ATP synthase complex assembly. NCBI's taxonomy places the organism in Eukaryota, Fungi, Ascomycota, Eurotiomycetes, Eurotiales, Aspergillaceae. Bases 43 to 1152 code for a protein of 369 amino acids. Gene Ontology annotation, cellular component: mitochondrion. The transcript is spliced from 2 exons. The record is from RefSeq and is a predicted model, not a curated record.
AGCCGUAUUUCACAAUCAGCUGUGAUUGUGCCUCUCCCAGGAAUGGUUAAAAUGCUGGCAACAAUUUUUCGAACCUCUGCCGGCCGGCCGCAGCAACUUUCGACCGCUGUGCAAUACAACUUCGCUAGCCUACGCGCUUUUCAAUCUUCGACUCUAAAUGCAGCCAUUGCGCAUCCGGUCACUGCUCAUGGACCUCCCCCCAAAGCGCCUUCACCGUCCCCCAGAUUCGAAAAGUGUACUACGCAGCAAUCGAAUACAGAAAGCGAGCCACAACACCGACCACGCAAGAGACCUACAGUGUUGAAGAAGCGGUUCUGGAAGGAUGUUGAUGUAAAGCAAAAAGAUGGAGGCGAUUACCAGGUUCUACUUGACAAACGGCCGGUUCGGACUCCCUCAAAAAGUGUCCUGUCAAUACCGUCUACAAAGCAACACCUUGCGCAAGCCAUUGCGUUAGAAUGGGACGUCAUGAAUGCAGCGCAGCAAGCCUUGAAGAAUCACACGAUUCCCCUGACCUCUCUCACUGCACGUGCCGCGGAUAUUGCGCAGGAGGAUGCUGCUGGUGCUGGUGCUGGUGCUGGUGUGGAGAGAGUUAUACGAACUCAAAUAGUAAAGACUGCGAUGCGUUAUCUUGAGACGGAUACAUUACUUUGCUGGGUACCUGAGCAAGAUGACGCUGUCAAGGACGAGGAAACACAACAACAGGAAACGCUCCGGGAAGCUCAGAUGAGGGUUGCAAAGGAUGUCAUUGCCUUUUUAAGCACCAAGGUAUGGCCAGGCAUCGACAUAGUGCCGGUUCUGGAUGGGAACAGUAUCUUCCCGGCAUCCCAGUCCCAGGCGACAAAAGACAUCAUCAGACAGUGGGUUGAAGGGCUGGAGGCCUAUGACCUUGCAGGCCUUGAAAGGGGUAUUCUUGCAUCUAAAAGUCUCCUGGUUGCCGUUAGACUGGUAACGGAAUGGAGUGAGAACUUUUGCCAGCUGCAACAGCUAAGCCGGAAGAGAUUUGGAAUCGAGGAGGCGGCCGAGGCUUCCAGCCUCGAAGUCAGAUGGCAAACGGAUAUGUGGGGCGAGGUCGAGGAUACCCAUGAUGUCGAUAAGGAGGAUUUAAAGAGACAGCUUGGAAGCGUUAUUGUUUUGGUGGCGGGAGUUCAAUAGAUCAUUAUUUAUUCUUGGG